AUGAAAAUCAUUCAAGUCUUCGGAACAAAUUUAACGUUAAAUAGCAAUGUAAUACACCUGGACGCAAGAAUGAAGUUCUGGAUCCCAAAUAGAGAUGCCGAAAAACCUUUAGGUUCCCUCGUUCCAGUAAAGAGGCAUAAAAUAAGGAGGCUUUAUAGGAUUGUCGAGGGAGGGGGAGUGAACGGUGAUUUGGAAAACGGUCUGGAUAAACGAGGAGAGUUUGGGAUAAAUGAGAAGGAAUUUGUUUGUGUUUGUAGGGGUUUGGGUCUGGGGCCAUAUGUCCAGGCUACAGAUUGGAGCCCGAGUUGUUACGCCCCGAAAAACCUUAUUUAUAUAAUUUCCUUUGACUCAACCGAUCCCCAAUCAUCCCUUCCAUUGAGGCCCCUCGUCCAAUCAACGGUUCAGCGAAUUCUUCUACUUCUUCACCAACGGCUCAGCUCCUUCGCUACUGCCGUCCGAGAGGAUGCGAGUGCGAACUGCUGGCCAGAUGCUUCUGGACAAGUAUAUUCUUCCGCAGUGGAGAAGAGUGGUCAGGAUCGGGAGAUCACAGUAUUGUCUGGAGGCGCUGAACGGGGCAGUGGGACCUCGCCCACCAUCCUCCUAGUCAGAGGGAAGGGCGGACCGAGUGGAGUUUCCUCAGGUUGUCCAUCGUCGUGGAGUCCGUCGGGUCUAGCCGGAGGGCUUCCCGGUAGGCAGCAGCCGCUUCGGAGGCUUUCCCGUUGA
Molecule: messenger RNA, 723 nt
Organism: Nezara viridula (southern green stink bug)
Lineage: Eukaryota; Metazoa; Arthropoda; Insecta; Hemiptera; Pentatomidae
Source: the annotation of a GenBank genome assembly